This is a messenger RNA of Linnemannia hyalina, 2088 nucleotides long. The record is from the annotation of a GenBank genome assembly. Lineage: Eukaryota; Fungi; Mortierellomycota; Mortierellomycetes; Mortierellales; Mortierellaceae.
AUGCGUUUGGCCAUCCUCCAAGUCAUGAACGCCAUGACUAAACAACUCACACCUCAAGACGAUGCCAGUUUCGCCAACCUGGUCCAGGAUAUCAAGCUGUCGUCCUCCAACCCAUCAGCAGUAGAAGCCCAUCUUCCAGGAGUGGUCGAUCGAUUGGAGGCAGCAUUGGCAAAACUUGAGCAGGAUGGAAACCAUCAGGAUAGUUGGGACCAGGUCUCGAACACCUUUCAAUUCUUGGCCGAUUCUGCCAGAGAAGAAAAGGCAAGGACACCAAUUGGAGAGUCUCAAGCUGUCGCUCUGUUGGUACAGAUCGAGGCAUUGAACAAGCAGCGUCUGCCUCAUGUGGAUAUCCAGGCACUCCGUGUUCUGGCCAACAUCUGCGUUGAUCAUGAGGCAAACAGGAACAAGGUGCUUGAGGCUGGCGCAUUCGAGACGAUCAACGAUGUCCUUAGGAGCUCGACGAACCCAGAUGCUGUCAAGACUGCAUGUGGCGCCCUCUUGAAUACCACCAUGGCAUGCGAGGCCGCACAGACAAAAGUCAUCGAAUUGGGCACCAUUGAGUCACUGCUAAAGGUGUUAAAGUCUGACGACAUUGACGGUAACGAGGUCAGCAUGACCAUCGCUGCCCGUGUCACUGCCAACUUGUGCGAGAGAGAUGGUGGUUCACAGUCGGUUAUCAAGUUUUCAGGGAUUAACACAGUGGUUCAGCUACUGGUCAGGACAUCAAAGGACGUUGAGGGAUACAUGGACCUUUUCGACGCAGCAACCGAUAUUAUGCGCGCUGUGGCCUCAAAGGAACCUGCUCAGGUCGCCAUUCAGAAGGAAGGACUUUUCAUCCCCCUGAUGGAGAUUCUUGAGCACACUGGGAUCUCGGACGAAGGAAAAACAGAGGAGGAGAAGAAGGAGGACGACAAAAAGUUUGGAGAGACCAAGGCAGCCAUUGUCGAAGUCGUCGUGUCUGCUACUCUUGCAGAUGAGAACAUGGUGCCGGUGUUCAACGACAAAGAUGUCAUGGAGCGGUUCCUUACUUGGCUCAAACUGUCUGAUCGGGAAGAUUUGCAAGCAUGUGCUGCACUCUGUUUGGGCAACGUUGCACGAUCAGAUGACCACUGCGUCAAGUUAGUGCACGAAUACCAUGCGGUGGAGCCUUUGAUCCAUGUCGUCCGCAAGGCGACUGACUUGAAAGCUAGCCAUGCCGCCACAGGAGUUCUCCGCAAUCUUGCCCUAGCAGAGAGGAACAGGGAAUUGAUGGGAAAUGCUGGCGUGAUUCAGGCAUGCUUCCCAUUGCUCAAGAAGGACAAUGCUCUCCCACUCCAGGCCAACGUUGUCGGCAUCCUCAAGCGUCUCAGCACCAACGACGGACACAAUACGAUCCGUAUCAUCUCUGGUCGUGAACCCUUUGAGACUCUGUCCUCAACCCCCAACAACGAGGGCGAUAUCGAGACACCCCUGUCGAGCCUGGUGGACGUAAUUGGCAGGAGUGAUGAUUUCCCAUUGAAGAGCGAGGGUACCAGGACGUUGUGUAACUUGGUCAAGGUGACUUGGGGCAGCGAGGGUAUGCGGGAGUUUGAUACGAGAUCGAUUACGGUGCUGCAGCAGACGUUGAAUAAGGCGGAUGUAGUUCUUCCUAUUGCGGCCAUGACCCGGAACCCCAAGUACCUUGUGCUCCAGAACGAGGGUGUGAUUGCCUUAACCCUCUUGGUCACCAGUCCUUCGCAAGACAAGAAUGCGGUGCUGGACUCGCUGGUGUCGGUCGAAUUAACACCCCAACCCGACCCGGAGGCAACCAUCUCCGAAGAACCUCUCGACCAAACCAAACCCUUAACGCUCCUCGAAAGUCUCCUCAGUCUCAUCAAGAACCAGGAUGGAAAAUGCCCCGACGAGGUCAGGACAAAUGUAUGUGUGUUCCUGAGGAACGCGCUGGAUACGGCGGCGAGGGAGGGUGAGGACCCGGCGUACUUGACUUUCUUGAAGAGUUCUGGGAUUAAGGAUUCGUUGGGUGAGGUUUUGGAGGGUUUGGAUAAAGAGGGGAAGAAGAGUCCUUUGGUGAAGCAUGCUCUUCAGGAGGUGCUUUCGCGUUUGGCGUAG